AUGAAGACUAACUCAGAAAAUCGACUUCGUGAAGGCAAAAUUGGCGAAAGCGUUAAAAUUAGAAUACCUGAUGUUGAUAAAGCACGGAGUGAUCUGCGAUCCAUUUUAGGAGUCAUUAUGUCUGUAAAAAACAAUAAUUAUGAAAUUGGUACCACUGAAGGUAAACUUCAACAACUUUAUGCUAGAAAUCAAUUUGAAAUAUGCAAAGAGUAA
This is a messenger RNA of Macrosiphum euphorbiae (potato aphid), 213 nucleotides long. Lineage: Eukaryota; Metazoa; Arthropoda; Insecta; Hemiptera; Aphididae. The record is from the annotation of a GenBank genome assembly.